This is a messenger RNA of Nelumbo nucifera (sacred lotus), 1498 nucleotides long. Its product is annotated as large ribosomal subunit protein uL3-like. NCBI's taxonomy places the organism in Eukaryota, Viridiplantae, Streptophyta, Magnoliopsida, Proteales, Nelumbonaceae. Gene Ontology annotation, molecular function: structural constituent of ribosome; RNA binding. Gene Ontology annotation, biological process: translation. Gene Ontology annotation, cellular component: ribosome; cytosolic large ribosomal subunit. The record is from RefSeq and is a predicted model, not a curated record.
GCAGAGUUCUGAAGCGGGAGGCAUAAGCCGCAAGAGGGUUCCUCCAAUCCUCCCUCCUUAUUUCGAAGUGAUCGCUAGGUGAUUCUCCGUCCUCCCCUCUCAUUCUCCGGGUGAAGGGUGAAGGAGGACAAGAAUGUCUCACAGGAAGUUUGAGCACCCUAGGCAUGGUUCCCUUGGAUUUCUCCCAAGGAAGAGGGCUUCUCGUCACCGAGGAAAGGUAAAGGCUUUCCCCAAGGAUGACCCAACCAAGCCUUGCAAGCUAACUGCCUUCUUGGGUUACAAGGCCGGGAUGACCCACAUUGUCAGAGAAGUCGACAAACCUGGAUCAAAACUUCACAAGAAGGAGACUUGUGAGGCUGUGACAGUCAUUGAGACACCUCCAAUGGUUGUAGUUGGAGUUGUGGGCUAUGUGAAAACACCACGUGGCCUCCGCACUCUGAGUACAGUUUGGGCUCAGCAUCUUAGUGAGGAGGUGAAAAGAAGGUUUUACAAGAACUGGUGCAAGUCCAAGAAGAAGGCUUUUAGCAAGUACUCUGAGAAGUAUGGGACUGAAGAUGGAAAGAAAGAUAUCCAGGCACAGCUUGAGAAAAUGAAGAAAUAUGCUUCUGUCAUCCGUGUUUUGGCUCACACUCAGAUCAGAAGGAUGAAAGGGUUGAAACAGAAGAAGGCACAUCUGAUGGAGAUCCAAGUGAAUGGUGGAACCGUUGCACAGAAGGUGGACUUUGCACAUGGCUUCUUUGAGAAGCAGGUCCCUAUAGAUGCAAUUUUCCAGAAGGAUGAAAUGAUUGAUAUCAUUGGUGUCACCAAAGGUAAAGGUUACGAGGGUGUUGUUACUCGUUGGGGUGUCACCCGCCUGCCUCGCAAGACGCACAGAGGUCUCCGAAAGGUGGCUUGUAUUGGUGCUUGGCACCCUGCCAGGGUUUCCUUUACGGUUGCCAGGGCUGGUCAAAAUGGAUACCACCAUCGCACUGAAAUGAACAAGAAGAUUUACAAAGUGGGCAAGGCUGGCGAGGAGUCUCACGCUGCAAUGACCGAGUAUGACAGGACUGAGAAGGAUAUUACUCCAAUGGGUGGAUUCCCUCACUAUGGUGUGGUGAAGGAUGACUACAUCCUAAUCAAAGGAUGCUGUGUCGGCCCUAAAAAGAGGGUCGUUACACUUCGCCAGUCCCUCUUGAAGCAGACAUCACGUCUGGCCUUGGAGGAGAUAAAACUCAAGUUCAUUGAUACCUCUUCUAAAUUUGGACAUGGUCGUUUCCAGACUACAAAUGAGAAGCAGAAAUUCUAUGGGAGGCUUAAGGCCUAAUUAUAGAUUUGUCUCGGUAGACUUUUGGUUCGAGUUUUUAAAUUGUUUAGUGUACUAGAAGAAACCAUCUUGCAAAAAGUUUUGUUUUUUUAUCAAAUUGGUAUUUUGAGUUUCCUUUGAAGACAAUAUUUAUCUUAUUACUAUGGUUGGUCAUUUUCCUUUGUUGGUUAUUACAGUGAAUAUUUUGCUAGAUUA